UUUUAUUUAAUAAGUUAUACAGGGAGAAGUUGAUCAUUAAAUUAAAAGUCGUCUGUUUCUUGGUGUAAAGUCUCUUUGCUUUUUCAACAUUUCAGGUUUUAUCUGCUAGAUUUAGAUAUCAUUUCUUUGUUAUUAGUGCAUAUAAUAGUAAAUUGUGGAAUCAUGACAGAAGCAUCAGGUGUUUGUGUUUCAAUGACCCGAAGAUGGGAUUUCAGUGUUCAUGAAGUUGCUCAAAGCAGUUUCAGACGCGCCAAUCACCUGUUUAGUUGCAUUUCUGAUCAAAGUCAAAAGAGAAGCAUUCAAGAAGUAAGCCUUAUGGCUCAUGAUGCAGUAAAUGGAUUCAGAAAAUUGCUUACCCUCCUUGAUGGAUCAAUGCAAUCAGACUGUAAGAGGAUCAGAAAGGGGCCGCUGCCAAAAUCCCGUAACGUAAAUCCAAUUGAAUUGAUGGAUAGCCCCAAUUUUGCAUCUCAAAGUUCUGGUUCCAAAUCACAUCAACCACAUAUUCUCAGACAAUUAGUUUCUCCACGUAGUAAUCAAUCAUAUACUGGUUUGAUCCCCAGAAAUGUGGUGGUUUUGCCAAAUUUAAUCAUGGGGUUGCAUCGUUCUUCAACACUGCCAAGAAUGCAUAUGUUUAGUUUGGAUGGACUAAGUAACAUCGACAAGAAGAUACUUCCACCGUCAUCAUCAGAAAUUCUGGUUUCUCAGGAUGAACGUUGUAUGCUUCCUUCCAAGAGAAAGGUUGGGGUAGAGAGUGAAGAAGCUAGUAUAAAAUGUGCAGCCUCAACUGGUGGUUGUCACUGUUCAAAAAGAAGGAAACUGAGAAUAAAGAAAACAAUUCAAGUUCCAGCUGUAAGCAACAAACUAUCUGAUAUACCUCCAGAUGAUCACUCUUGGAGGAAAUAUGGACAGAAACCCAUAAAAGGCUCUCCAUAUCCGAGGAGCUACUACAAAUGCAGCAGCAUGAGGGGAUGCCCUGCUAGAAAGCACGUGGAAAGAAGUUUGGAGGAUCCAAGCAUGCUAGUUGUGACUUAUGAAGGAGAUCAUAAACACUCGAGGAUUACAUUUCAAUCUCCCCCAAUGUGAUAGUUUAAAUUCAGAAGUAGAAUUAAUCCAGGGAAUUCCAUUCCAAAGCUAGAUGUGUUUCUGCCUAAGCUUGGAAAUUCGUUUAGGACUUUGUUUCUCUGUUUUCUCCUUUGAAUGUUCAUAAACUUCUGCAGUUUCAAGCCUGUCUCUUCCUUUAUGUAAUGGUAACUUCCACAAAUUAGUCGAAUUAACAACUGCACACAUCACAAUUAAAAUGUUCAUUCAGUUUUUUUUUUUUUUUUAACUGACCC
Durio zibethinus is the source of this 1334-nucleotide messenger RNA. Its product is annotated as putative WRKY transcription factor 21. Gene Ontology annotation, molecular function: DNA-binding transcription factor activity; sequence-specific DNA binding. Gene Ontology annotation, biological process: regulation of DNA-templated transcription. NCBI's taxonomy places the organism in Eukaryota, Viridiplantae, Streptophyta, Magnoliopsida, Malvales, Malvaceae. The record is from RefSeq and is a predicted model, not a curated record.